AAAGAAAUCGUUUAUCACAGACAUGCGCAGUGACUUUACGCCUUGAACGUAUGAGGUGUCUCUGACGUAUAGACGCAAGUAAAGAAUACGUCAGCGCGUGGAACCAGCGGUCUGCUUGGCUAGUAGUAAGUUUCGUUUUCUUUUUGGAAGUGAGAAGCAAAGAUGUAUCGUCCCAAGCCCACCCUAAGAGACCGACAGCACCUGUACAAGUUGAUAAUAAGUCAACUUUUGUAUGAUGGAUACACCAACAUCGCCAACUGUUUGAUCAGCGAGGUGAAGCCGCAAAGCGUGGUGUCGCCCUCUGAGCAACUUAUGCAGCUUGCCAAGAUGGGGAUGGAGAAUGAUGACAGCGCUGUGCAGUACGCCAUUGGCCGCUCUGACACGGUGGCGCCUGGCACCGGGAUCGACCUGGAGUUUGACGCGGACGUGCAGACCAUGUCCCCCGAGGCGUCGGAGUACGAGACGUGCUACGUGACCUCGCACAAGGGCCCGUGCCGCGUGGCCACCUACAGCAGAGACGGGCAGCUCAUCGCCACCGGCUCAGCGGACGCGUCCAUUAAGAUCCUGGACACGGAGCGCAUGCUGGCUAAGAGCGCCAUGCCCAUCGAGGUGAUGAUGAACGAGACAGCCCAACAGAACAUGGAGAACCACCCUGUGAUCCGCACUCUGUAUGAUCACGUCGAUGAGGUCACCUGUCUGGCCUUCCACCCCACAGAACAGAUCUUGGCCUCUGGGUCACGUGACUACACCCUCAAACUGUUUGACUACUCCAAGCCCUCUGCAAAGAGAGCCUUUAAGCACAUACAGGAAGCAGAAAUGCUGCGGUCCAUCUCUUUCCACCCAUCAGGCGACUUCCUGUUGGUGGGAACGCAGCAUCCAACCCUGCGUCUGUAUGACGUGAACACCUUCCAGUGCUACGUGUCCUCCAACCCCCGGGACCAGCACACGGACACCAUCUCCGGCGUCUGCUACAACCCCAGCGCCAACAGCUACGUCACCUGCAGCAAGGACGGCAGCAUCAAGCUGUGGGACGGCGUGUCCAACCGGUGCGUGGCAACCUUCGACAAGGCGCACGACGGGGCUGAGGUCUGCUCGGCCGUCUUCUCCAAGAACUCCAAAUACAUCCUGUCAAGUGGCAAGGACUCGGUGGCUAAGCUGUGGGAAAUCUCCACGGGCAGGACACUGGUUAAGUACACAGGUGCCGGGCUGAGUGGGCGUCAGAUGCACCGCACCCAGGCUGUGUUUAACCACACUGAGGACUACGUGCUGCUGCCCGACGAGCGGACCAUCAGCCUCUGCUGCUGGGACUCGCGCUCGGCCGAGAGGAAGAACCUCCUCUCCCUUGGUCACAACAACAUUGUGCGCUGCAUUGUGCACUCCCCCACCAACCCCGGCUUCAUGACCUGCAGUGACGACUUCAGGGCGCGGUUCUGGUACCGCCGUACAACGACAGACUGAGAUGCCCCCUCCUCAGACCGAAAUAUGGCCUCAGUGGUUUUGUUGUAGUCAUGGUUACUCACAUAUCCCUCUGUGUGCUGCACAUAGUUCUGAAAGGGCAAGGUUGAUGCUGACUAGUUAAGUGUCACUUAAAGCUCUUCAUUGCAAGAGGCUUUACUUCAGGUGUUUAGUUGGGUACACAGCUGUCCUUUCACUGUCAAAUGACACUUGGCAGAAUCACUGCUAGGGGGUGCUGUUUUACAACUGAAUGCUAUGAUUCAUUCUGUCAUGGCUUUGUCAUUUCUGUCAAGGUAGUGUGUUAGGCAGUUGAUCUUGAAGUGGCAACAGAACUGUAGAUCAGUAGAUUGGAAUGCUGAAUUUAAUGAUAAGACUUUUUUUAAAUGUCACCUGAGUGGAACUGAUCUCGAGAACAUAAAUUGCCUUUUGUAUUUUUUAUUUUUUGUCUAUUCAAGAAAAUUAUUUCUGGUAGUCAGUUUUUAAGAAUUGGUGUGGCACAACUUUUAAACUACAUAUUUGUCCAUCUGUAAUCCGUGAUAUAAAAUGGUUUUAUUAAAAAAAAAUUCUGCUAA
This is a messenger RNA of Anguilla anguilla (European eel), 2027 nucleotides long. RefSeq names its product cleavage stimulation factor, 3' pre-RNA, subunit 1 (gene cstf1). Lineage: Eukaryota; Metazoa; Chordata; Actinopteri; Anguilliformes; Anguillidae. Gene Ontology annotation, biological process: mRNA 3'-end processing. Bases 163 to 1458 code for a protein of 431 amino acids. Gene Ontology annotation, cellular component: mRNA cleavage stimulating factor complex. The record is from RefSeq and is a predicted model, not a curated record. The transcript is spliced from 6 exons. Gene Ontology annotation, molecular function: RNA binding; protein binding.